GUAAUGGCGUGCUUGGCGGGAAUUUUCAAAAGAUGCGGGAAAGUUGUGUAGUAGAUCGAAGGUUGGGACAUUUUUCGCUUUUUAUUUUGCUUUUUUUCCGUUAUCUUUUUGUAAGGAAUAAGAGAAAGGUAUAAUGUUUAUUGUAUUUUAUUUUCUAGUAGUAUUACAAGCCAGAUCUUUGUAGGGAGAGCUAAAAAUUUGUGAUUUCUGAAGGUACAUAUUUCUGUAGCGUUCUGAACAUCUGAUCAUAUUGUAUUUGUAGUUGAAACAUGCUUUUUGUAGUUCUUCUAUAAAUGUAUAGUGAUACAUUGAUUUUGCCAGCUAUAGUAGGUUAGAAGAUGCAUGAAUUUUGGACAGGUUGAUGACUUAAUAUAUUGUGGCUCACUCCAUAUAUUUACCUGCACACCCCCCUGUUGAGGACAUUGGAAUUUCUAAUAGCUCCCCCCCCCCCAAAAAAAAAAGUAUGCAAUAUUUACAGCAUCAGUGGCCGUGUUGUAUCGGAUUUUCAAACUUGAACCAAAUGCAAGAGUUUGUGUAUCUGAUACAACACAGAUGUGAAUGUUGUAAAGGGCUUGUGAAACAUUUGUAUUCUUCAAUAAGAGAAUGAGAACAUUUGUAUUCUUCAACAAUUUAAAAUAAAUUAUAUUUGGUGAGAAAAUUGAACUUCAAGUUUAUGUAAAUCAGCAUGAUUUUGUAUCAGAUACACAAACCCCUUCACGCCCAUGAUUUCUUUUGUGUUUUCUUCAUUGAGUUUCACAAUUUUCUUUAUAAAACAGGGCAAAAAUGGAGUUAAGUCCAGUUAGUGAAAACAGUAGAAUGGAAGUUGAUCUUUGCACACCAGCAGAAAAUCUCAAGAAACAUUGUCAAGAGAUCACCCCUGAUAACCCUAUGCAACCUGAGACAACCCCAUUACUUGGAGCAAAAAAGGUCAGCAGAAUGCCAACUUACAACUGCCUUGUAACAAGGUGGCAUUUGUUACGUAGCUUUGCAUGGGAGCAUGUACAGUACUCAUGUGAUCAUGCAGUACAUGGUGUCACAAGUGAAAAGUGAAAACAUCUAUGUACCAGAAUUUGCAUUUUGCUUAAGAUUAUCUUCUGAUGGAUGUGUACAAGUGGAUGUGUUAUGAAUGUUCAGAUGAGGGUCGACGCUACUCGUUCACAUGCAGGAGAAAAUCACACUAGGAAUCACAGCAAAAAUUACAUGUGUAAACAGACCUUAAAGGUGCUCUACAGUCCGUAUGUAAACAAAGCCUUUGUUUACAUUUUUGUGUCCAAAAUAUUGAGCUUUAUUCGACAACUAUUUAUAUUUUCAAGCUUCUAGAGUAUAAUAAAUGAUCAAGAAACAAUAACCAGGCUUUUCAAGAACCCAAAACAUAGUUAAACUGUUUGUAUCAUAAAAAGUGGGCUCCUUUGUGCACAUGUGCAGAUCGGACUGUAGAUCACCUUUAAGAAUGCAUUUGCAUAUUAAGAUUUGACUAUUUGUGUACUUUAUUCAAUUUUUUGAAGGCAAUUGCAGUUGGAUUUUCCCAAAAGUUGUCAAAAAGAAAGUUAUUUGGGCAACUUGUGGAUCAGGCGUCAGGUAAUGUAGGUUUCACUAAGCACCAUCGUGCAGCAGAUGGGUCAACCUGCAGUUUUCAGAAUGAGAAAAUAAUGUUAGUUCUUUUAUUUAUAUGUAAUAAUCUUUAUUUGGAGGGAAGUAAAUAGAAAACAAGCCACUUUGGCUAUAGAGUCUGUGACAUUAGUUAAAGGCACAGUUCAGCCUUUUGAAUGAUGGUUUUUAAGGUGCAUUACAACCCUUUUAAUUGAAAAAACUAACUACAAAAAUCAAUUCAGCAUAAUUCAAGAUCAGUGAACUCAAUGUUUUUAACAUUAAAAAUGUUUAAAAAUGUUAAAAACAUUGAGAUCACUGAUCUUGAAUUAUGCUGAAUUGAUUUUCCUGUAGUUAGUUUUAUUGUAAUGCGCCAUAAAACCCAUCAUUCAAAAGGCUGAACCUAACAUCUCAUCAUGAAAACGAGGCUCUAUAGCCAAGGUGACGUAGUUUCUGGAAUGCUGUUUUGAGAGCUCCAGAUUAAUUUGCUUGCUUUCAUAAAUGUGAACAUUUCAAAGGUUGACCGCCAUCUGCUUAUGCUGAGAGCAAUAACACAUAAAUUUCAUUAUCUUAGAAAAUGAAAAUGUUUCUGAAACCGUUCACAAAAAGAAAAGAUCGGAUCACGCUGUGAAGAAUGUUACGAACGACAACACACAAAAACGACUUCUCACUGAACGUCAACAACUUGCUUUCCUUCUCGAGGCGACCAGCACGCGCGAGAGCACGGAGGACGAGAACGACAGCACGUUUACGAAAGUCAAAUCACGCACAAGUAGGAUAAAACGAAACGGGAAAUGUGUGAACCCUCGCGUGUAUAGACGGAACGAACGAGGAGAGACGCCAUUGCAUCUCGCGGCUAUUAAAGGAGACAUUGUGAGCUUGAAAAAACUGAUCAAAGACGGCGCUCAAGUUGGCUUGAAAGAUUAUGCAGGUAGAUAAUAGAUAUAAUCGAUGAAUCAAUAAUCAAUUCACCUCUUGCACGUGACGUCACAACACAUAAUUCGACGUGAUUAUUUCACUUCCGCCAUUUUCGAUGGCAAAUGCUAAAUAAAAAUACCCACGGUGUACUUUAGCCGUUAAAAUUUCACAGGUUUACUUCAGUAGAGCUACAGUUGAUCAUGCUUAGUAAAAUUCAGAAAGGUUGUUUUCUGGCGAAUUCGGACGACAGUGGCUACGUUUGCUGACCACUUCCGUUGCAUACUUUCCACUUCCUUUGCCACCCAGAAUCACGUGAUUCCCACGCGACUGUCUUACUCUAAAACAGCACGAUCUAUACUGGCAAUGGUUCUGGAAACAAAUAAUACCUGAUAUGUUCCUGACAGUUGGUCAAAUGCAGUUCUUCGACACACAGAUUAUCCUUCAUUCUAGAGGUUCAGAUUUGACUACCAUUGAGGGACCAUUAACCAACCAUAUGCGUUUGAUAUAUCCAAUUAACCAAUCAGAUGUGUUUGAUAUAUAUGAUUAACCAAUCAGAUACGUACUAAGAGGUAGCGGAAGUCAAAUCUGAACCCCUCUAGCUCUUAUCCAUCAAGACAAACUACGAACACAAAUUUAUCCGGAGUAAACAAACUAUGCAGAUAGUCCAUCUCAAUGGAUGAUCUGUGUAUUUAUUUUCCAUGUUUGUGCACUGACAACUUAUCAGACAAAGCAAUUUCUUUUCUUUGCCGUCUUGUAGUAUAUCAGAGUCCGGUUCAGAUCUAACUUCCGCCACCUGGCCAUGGGUUUAUAGGCAUUUGAUUGGUUAACGGUAGCAGAAGCGUUAAUGGAAGUCAAAUCUGAACCUCCCUAUUACAACAUGUCAGUCAAUUAAUUUAACAAACUAACUUGGACUGACAGUAGUGUGAUAUCAUUGUUCAGGUUGGACAGCUCUGCAUGAAGCAUGCAACCAUGGUAAUCUCGAAGCAGCAAAAAUUCUGGUAAGACGUGGUGCUGGAGUGAAUGUCUCAGGAUUUGAGGGUGACACACCACUGCAUGACGCUGUGGUGAAUAACCAUGUCGAGGUAAUAUUGUUUGCAAACGUUUCUUUAUACAAGUCAAGGCUAUACAUGCUUCUUAGUUUUCCUUGACAAACUAUUGUUAAACUUCAAAUGUGUUUUGUUUUUCAAGGUUGUCAACAUGCUGCUGUCUUGCGGUGCAAACCCACACCAGACAAACAUGCGAAGGAAAAAACCUACAGAUCUGAUCAGCACUAAAGAGAUGAGCGACAUCUUUAAUUUACGUGGCAUACUACACACAGGUUUUGAAAAGGCAGAUAUGAAAGUUCUCAGUGAAGAAAUUGCUGCUGCGGGCAGCACGGAAAAGGUACAUGUACGCGCGAUCGUGUGUACUGAGCGUUUCUUGAUAUACGUUUGCAAGUAAAAUUUCUGCUGCUUUCUAUCGAAUUAUGAAGCGAAAACUAAACCUUAAUCUUUAUCUGUUAUUUCGCAGACCCAUAAUCCAGACAACGAGCGAUCACAUGCGAGAGGUUCUAUUCUAGGGAAUGAAAUACAACGCAAAGAAACUCAGGGAGAGUCAAAAAUGGAGAAACCGGUUAUGUAUAUCUGUAAACUGGAACCUCGCAAUGAAGAGCUGACUAUGCGUACUACACAAGUGACGUCAUACAAGAAAUGUGGCAAUGUAGAGGAGGAUGGAGGGACAGACCCCAAGAACAUUGCAAGUGAAGGUUGCAAGGUACAAAAACCAGACACGCCAAGGAAAGAAGCUUUGGGUAUAGGGAAGACAGAUAGACAAGAUGAUUUUCCAACUGAAAUAGAAAGCUUCACAUCUCGCCCUGGAAAUGAGUUGAAGAAUGAUGCAUCGUCACUUCAAGUUGCAAGCUGUGGUCAGCCUGAAGUUUACGAGAACACGGAAAACAAGUUAUCUGUGAGCACUUCUGCCUUUAAAACGGGAGCCAAAGAGAGGGAAAACGAAGUCGUUUCAAGCAACAAUCGCGAUGAAGUAAACGUGAAAAGCACAGUGAAGAUGCCUUCCUAUGGAUCUGAAAAGCUUUCCUCUCGGUCUCAAGAAACAGAACACUCCGGAAACGAACACGUUUCAAUAAAAAAUCACGAGAAAACGAAAGAAAAAUUGGAUGUAUCUUCUAACGGUUCCGAGGAACUCGAUAACCGAUCUGAAGAGAUAGAAAUCUCAGGAAAGAAGCAAGAUUCAAUCAGUGUGCAGGGUGCAGAAAACGAGAAUACCAAAAGAUAUCCUUCAUUUACGGCUGCGUCUGAAGAUCCGCCAACCGAAUCUCGGGAGAAGAACUCUCAAGUUCACGUGGAGAGAAGUAGAACUCCAGAGAUUGACGAGAGCAUUGCCGUUGAGGUUUUAUCGACAGGACUUUUUUCUGGAGCUCCUGGGUUUUCACAGUACUACGGCUCUCUGGGGCAGCAAGAUAACGUGAUGACGAAUCCCAGUUAUAUUUAUAGUGAUGUGUCCGUAACUGACGUCUCUGGGAGCCAGCGAUUUGAGACACCGAAGAUUCAUAGUUAUAGUUAUGGAGGUGUAUCUGUCGCAGAUGAAGAAACGCCCCUUGAAGAUUCAGUGGAGCAAGAGGCAAGCGAACAAUCUUCUGUAUCAAACGAUGAACUUUUCCUCGACGUUGAAGGUUUAGAAUCUGACCUGAAAGAAAAUGAACCAUCACUAGAAGUCCGUUUGCUAAAGAAAGAGCAAUCCGCGAAGCAAUCAAGAGGUAUGUUUCACAACGCAUUAUCGUUGAUGGUCAACUUGCAGUUAUCUGAAUGAGAAAAUAAUUUUAAUACUUUUCAUUAUAAUAUCUAGCAGCCUUGUAUCGAGAGGCAAAUAAAUAGAAUUAAGAGAUGUAGUUUAAUUUUCUUCUAUCAAUGUCAACACUUCUGAAGUUGGUCACCAUCGGAAGACUGAAGUACUGUAGCCUUACCGUGAAACUCAUCAAUACAAGUUCUUUCUUCUUUAGAGCAAGAAAAUGUAAUCUCUUCCACAUCACAUGAUAACGAUGAUGAGGCGAAGUCCAAAGAACAUGCGGCAUCUCUUACUCCUAUGAAUGAAAGAAGCGGACUCCUAACUGUUUCCGAAAGCAGACAAAUAAGAAAGCAGUCUAAUGCUUAUGGUACUACCCAGACGUAUUUAUCAAAUUCGUAUGGUGGAACGAGUCAAUCAGAUAGCUUGGGUGCUUUGAAAGUAACUGACCAACAUGGGAACAAGUUUACAUCAGAAAAUAUUGUCCUGAAUACAGAAAGAAGCGAGAAAACGAUUCUGGAUCGAUCCUCUGCGGUGGAGCAUACUCACCUUGCAUCUUGGAAAUACGAUGACACGACUUCGGAGAAAGAUGGUACUAGAUUCGGGGAAGAAAUGGUUUCCGAAGUAAGACCGGUAAAAAGAGGCGGAGACAAUGUAGAUGACUUUCGACCUUGGCAACUAGAGAAGAAACGAGGAAGAAGAAAAGUCGACUUAAUAAGAAAAUCAACAACCACCCUGGAGGAUGACACCACCAGACGAAAAGCUGGACAACCGAUUUCAAGCAGCGACCAUGGUACAUCUUGGGAGGCAGACACAAGGUCCACAACUGGUCGACUUCAAAGGGAACUACGUAAUUCCCAGGCUGGCAAGGAAAGCACAAGAUUAGCAACUGGUGUCAACAUGGCAGCCAUGAAGCCUUCAAAGCCCACAGUGACAUGGCAGUCGCUCAUGGCCGCUGGAAGAUGUCAGUUAGCUGAGCUGAGGGUCCCUGGUUAUGAUCAGUUUUUAAUGAAGACCAAACAAUAUGAAUUGGCAGUUAAUCAGGAAAAGGUUAGUUUUUGUUCGUUGUGUAAAAUUGUUAAGUAAUUUGAACUGAAAAGAAGUAGUACUUAUCCGUCUAACCACAGUUAAUUGGUUAUUAUUUCACCUCAGUCACACGUGAGAAGUGUCUUUCUUGUUUGAUUUUGCCACACUUCGCAGAUUUUCCCCCGUUAGUAACACCAAUAUUCCUGAAAUGCACUUACAGUAUUAUUUUUUUGUUUUCAGGGUACUGAAGUACCAGCUCAUUCAACAGAAGAAAGAGAGAUAUCUUUGAAACGCGAAAAAUCUAAAGAAGAACUGUUAAGAAAGCAAAGAAGUGAACAGGUAUAAGUUUAAUUGUUAACCCAUGCCAUGAAGUGGCAAUGCGCCCUACUUUGUUAUUUUACUAUCGCCAGGGGAGAGAGCGCUGGCACUCGAUGGAUUAAUCUAUCUGCCCAUGUGUCUAUAGGAGAAACUACAACUGUGCAUGGAACAAGAGAUCGUGAGAUUUUACACGAAGAAAGCGUACUCUUCUCUCAAAUGUAACCAGCCACCUGGAGUUUGUACUGCGAUAUACUGGCAAAACAUGUCGUCACGGCAACUACGGAGUGAGGUAAGAAUAUCAGACAUUUCACUCGAUACAACUUUCCUGUCAGAGGGCCGAUAGUUUUCGCAACUGCUCCUGGCUAGGUGUAAUAAAUGUAUAAAAUUCCACUCACAAUUUCCAUCUACAAUUUCAAUCCACUUAGUUUUCCUACUUUAAGAAUAAGAAGUUAUCUCAGAAGCUGCAUUUGGAGACAGAUCAAGAUUCACCGUCCGACCAUCAAGAAAUUACUGAAAAAUACGAGAAACUCAAG
Molecule: messenger RNA, 7160 nt
Organism: Paramuricea clavata
Lineage: Eukaryota; Metazoa; Cnidaria; Anthozoa; Malacalcyonacea; Plexauridae
Source: the annotation of a GenBank genome assembly